Haliotis rufescens (red abalone) is the source of this 4173-nucleotide messenger RNA. RefSeq names its product nitric oxide synthase, inducible-like. Gene Ontology annotation, biological process: nitric oxide biosynthetic process. Lineage: Eukaryota; Metazoa; Mollusca; Gastropoda; Lepetellida; Haliotidae. The coding region runs from base 244 to 3969 and encodes 1241 amino acids. Gene Ontology annotation, molecular function: calmodulin binding; FMN binding; NADP binding. The transcript has 28 exons. The record is from RefSeq and is a predicted model, not a curated record.
UUCGACAAUGCUUUAAUGGUGUGUUUUCCCAAAGUGGAUCACGUUUCACCUUGUUGCCUUUCUAUUGACAUAACAAAAAUUGGAUAUUUGUAAGAUGCUGCCUCUGAUAUAAAUACGCCAUCAAUCUGACAGCCUUAUCAGUGCGACCAGAAACAGACACUGUGGACCACUACAUCUAAAUUAUCAAUAAUCCAGUGACUCAGCGUGUUGUAUGUUUUGGUAGCCUGGACAAGUCCCCACGUUAUGUCCGCCGCAGGUUAUCUGAGCGCAGAACUCUGCUCCUCAGUGCUGUGUUGCCUGAGGAAGAGGCAAAGAAUCCCCUCGUCAAGAACUGAGCAAGAGUCUGCAGAAUCUACAGGAAAGACGACCGGGAACGGUGUGACGCUGUUGACGUCCACAACGAAUCCAGAUAUCUCUUUCAUGACCCAGAAGUCCUAUUUUCCGAACGACGUAUCAAAAACGAACCCUAUGACAUCUUUGACAAAUAACGGGCCCCCAAAGUGUCCUGUGAUGAAUCAUGGACCAACAGCAAACGAAGUGACCUCUCUGAGGAACUACCUGGAUGGAACCGUUGCCGUGGAUACGCUGCAUGAGAAGCAGCGUCAGUCCGGGAUAUGUACAAACAAUCUUUGCAUGGGAUCAACAAUGUUAAACGAUGACAUGAAACACCCUCAGACGAUCAGGUCAAGGGAGGGUCUACUUGCCGAUGCCGAGGACUUCCUUGACCAGUAUUACACGUCAUUAAAAAGCCUCGACUCUGCAGGCCAUAUGAUGAGAUGGGCAGAAGUUAAAGAAGACAUAGCGGCAACCGGGACAUAUGACCUGACCUUGGAAGAGCUAGCCUUCGGUGUGAAGACAGCAUGGAGAAACGCGCCACGGUGUAUUGGAAGAAUCCAGUGGUCAAAACUGAAGGUGAUGGAUGCUCGUCACGUGUCCACGACUCGGGGGAUGUUUGAAGCUAUCUGUUCCCAUCUUGAAUACGGCACCAACAAUGGUAACCUCAGGUCCACAAUCACGGUGUUUGCCCCGCGUAGAUCCAGGAGAGAGGACUUCCGGGUAUGGAACAACCAGCUGAUCCUAUACGCCGGCUACCGUCAGCCUGACGGCAGCGUCAUCGGCGACCCCGCCAACGUCGAGUUCACGGAGAUAUGCGAGGCGCUGGGUUGGCGUGGAAAAGGCGGGGUGUUUGAUGUCCUCCCACUCGUUCUGUCAGCCGCAGGCGGAGACCCAGAGGUGUUUGACAUUCCCGAGAAGCUUGUCCUGGAGGUGGAGAUGAAACACCCCAAAUACGCGUGGUUUGAGGAGUUGGGCUUGAAGUGGUUCGUAUUUCCGGGUGUGUCCAAGAUGGUGCUCGACUGUGGCGGGCUGGAGUUUCCCGCUGUCCCUUUCAACGGCUGGUACCUGGGGACUGAGGUCGGGGCCAGAAAUUUCUGCGAUGCCGCAAGAUACAAUAUGACUGAGAAAGUUGCGAUUAAGAUGGGUCUAAACACUGAGAAUACCUCCUCACUGUGGCGUGACCGAGCCCUAGUGGAGGUCAACAUUGCGGUACUGCACAGCUUCCAAUCGGUUGGUGCGACGAUUGUUGACCACCACACCGCGUCCGAGUCCUUCAUCCAGCAUCUCCAUAACGAGCAGCGCCAGCGUGGAGGGUGUCCCGCUGACUGGGUGUGGGUCGUUCCCCCGAUGAGCGGGAGUCAGACGGAGGUGUUUCACCAGGAGAUGACGGUCUACAAGCUCAAGCCUUCUUAUGAGUACCAGGAGGACGCUUGGACAGCCCAUGUCUGGAAGAACAAGGACCUACAACAAAGGUACAUGGAGGCGCGACUCAAAAGACUGACCCAGUCUCAGGCCAAGGCAGUGGCCAGCCACAUUAACUGUGUCAUCGUGUUCGCCACAGAGACCGGCAGAUCAGAACGAUUCGCUAGGCGGUUGUGUCAGACAUUCAAGCGUGCGUUUACUACCAGGGUCGUGUGCAUGGAGGACAUUGACCUGACCGAGCUGCAGCAGCAGGACCUCAUCCUCGUCGUCACCAGCACCUUCGGCAACGGCGACGGCCCGGAGAAUGGCGAGACUUUCGCCAAGAGCCUAGAAAAAGUCAUACAGUCGGGGUCUCUAGAAAGAAAAAAGGGAACUGAAGUAGGGGACGCCAACGGAGGAGGAGCACUAAAAAACAUCAGAUACGGGGUGUUUGGACUGGGAUCCAGGGCCUACCCCAAUUUCUGCGCCUUCGGCCACUUCCUGGACUCGCUGCUGGGGGACCUGGGAGGUCAGAAGAUCCUGGAGACAGGGGAGGGGGAUGAACUGAGUGGACAGGAGAACUCCUUUAAGACCUGGGCACGGCGUGCCUUUAAGGCCUCACUCACGGCGUUCAACGUGGACAGUGACAUGGACACGACAGACCUCGACGGCGACCUGUCCAGUGGCGACGACACGUGGACACCCGGCAGAUUCCGUAUAGCAGAACUUCCUGACGGGGAGGAGGGAGACCUGUGUACAGUUCUAGGCAAGCUCCACAACAAGCAUGUGGAGCCGUGUAAGGUCCAAGAGAGGCGACAGCUCCAGUCUGCUACGUCUCCGCGCCAAACUAUCCUGGUACGGCUGGGGACUAAUUCUUCUACUGCCAUGAAGUACAGCCCAGGUGAUCACGUUGCCAUAUUUCCUUCAAAUUCACCGGCAAUGGUGGAAGCCAUCUUGUCUCGCCUACACGAAGCGCCCUCUGCUGGACAGAUCAUGCGGAUAGAGGUGAUGCAGGAGGAGACAACCGCGCGAGGCACCGUGGAGAACUGGGUGACAUGGGAUAAGGUACCAUCGUGUUCUCUAAGAACCGCCUUCACCCGGUACCUGGAUAUCACCACGCCCCCAACCCAGGACCUCCUGAAGACGUUGUCCACCUUGGCAGACAAUAAUCAGGACAGAGACAGGCUGGACCUGUUGACCACCGAUUCCAACGCUUAUGAGGAAUGGAGGGAUACGAACGCGCCGACUCUCCUGGAGGUGUUGAAGGCAUUCCCCUCCCUCCGGGUACCCGCCUCGCUGCUGGUCACACAGCUCCCCCUGCUGAAACAGCGCUAUUACAGCAUCAGCUCGUCUCCCGACGCCCAUCCCGACGAGGUCCAUGCCACUGUCGCUGUGCUCAAGUACACGACUGAAGGUGGCAUCGAACACGAGGGUGUGUGUUCCGGUUGGCUGAACAAACUGGAAGUCGGGCAGGUCAUCCCGUGUGCUAUCAGAGCCGCCCCCAACUUCCGCCUACCAGAGGACAAGACGCUGCCGGUGAUGAUGGUGGGGCCAGGGACAGGUAUCGCCCCCUUCAGGAGUUUCUGGCAACAGCGACAGGUGGACCUGGCGAGAGGGCAUACUCCGACAAACGCCAGGCGGCGAGGCUGGGGUGACAUGCGGUUGUAUUUCGGCUGCCGGUCGUCCAGCCAGGAUCACGUCUAUGACUCGGAGCUGGCAGCCAUGAAGGACCAGAGAGUGCUGAAGGACUACUAUGUGGCCUUGUCCCGCGAGCCAGGCCAACCGAAGAUGUACGUCCAGCACAUGUUGCAGCAGUAUGCCAAGGACGUCUACAACACCAUGGUCAAAGCUGGCGGACACAUCUACGUUUGCGGCGAUGUAGAAAUGGCUGAAGACGUCAGGCAGACACUGGAGCGGAUUCUGAGUGAGCAAGGGAACCUGACACCGGAAGCAGCUAGAGAAUAUAUUCGCCAAAUGAGGAGUGUCAAGAGAUACCACGAAGACAUAUUCGGAGUUUUACAGAAGAAAACGAAAGUGGAAACCAGGUCACCGGUCCAGACAAAUAACGUCGAGGAGGACGUGCCCUGGAUUCGGAAAAUAACGGACUCUGUCGACGAGGGCGGAAAUGUGGUGCCUGUGUUCCCAAGUACGAACCAGUUUGUACGCCGGGCAGUGCUUAAUACAUCACUAACUUCACUUGAUGGCUUCAGCGCAGGUGUAGAGUCCAACUAGGUCCGUGGUAACAGUAACGCUAGAACCGGAAGAAGAUCAAAGGGAGAUAAUAGACGACAUAGCUUCGUGAUGCCAACAGCCAAGCUAAGAGUGAGUGAGUGAGUUGGGUUUAAUGCCGCUUUUAACAUUAUACCAGUUAUAUCGCGGCGUGUCAGUUUAAUGUGGGAGGAAAGCCCGGAGUGAUGCAGAUCUCAGACGUUUACC